GGGGAAACAUGGAGUGGGAGUUAUAGACAUAGUGGAGAACAGGUUUAUUGGCAUGAAGUCCCGAGGUAUCUACGAGACUCCAGGAGGCGCUAUUUUGGCCACUGCUCACAUCGACAUGGAAGUGUUCACCAUGGAUAAGGAAGUGCGAAGGAUCAAAAGAGAACUCGAUGUCAAAUUUUCUGAUCAAGUUUACAGAGGGUUUUGGUUCAGUCCGGAGUGCGAGUUUACCCGCUACUGUAUCAAUAAGAGCCAGGAGCACGUAGAGGGGACGGUGCGCGUGAAGGUCUAUAAGGGGUCCGUCUACGUCAUAGCGAGACACUCUCCACUCAGUCUAUAUAACGAAGAGCUCGUCAGUAUGAACGUCCAAGGCAACUAUGAUCCAGUAGAUGCUAAAGGCUUCAUCAAGGUCAAUGCUCUCAGACUACAAGAGUACGAGCGACUACGCCACAAGCUGGGUCAGAGUUAG
Molecule: messenger RNA, 466 nt
Organism: Mizuhopecten yessoensis (Yesso scallop)
Lineage: Eukaryota; Metazoa; Mollusca; Bivalvia; Pectinida; Pectinidae
Product: argininosuccinate synthase-like
Exons: 6
Biological process (GO): L-arginine biosynthetic process; urea cycle
Cellular component (GO): cytoplasm
Molecular function (GO): ATP binding; argininosuccinate synthase activity
Source: RefSeq, a predicted model, not a curated record